AUUUAAUUUACGAGAAGAAAAUUUGAAUUAAGAUGGAUUCAGAAGGUAUGGAAGACAGCAAGAUAGAUCAAGAAGAAUUUAGCGCAGUAUCUAUCGAAGGAAGUUCCCUAAAAGAAGACAGUAGUGUAGAGAGCUACAUUGCCAAGGGCAGGAACAAAAAUAUUGAACAACCGACAUCUGAAAAGAAUAUCGGACACUAUGUGCUCGGAAGAGCAAUUGGACAAGGUACUUUCGGUAAAGUCAGAAAUGGUACACACAUUAUAACAGGAGAGAGGGUGGCUGUCAAAAUAUUGGAGAAAUAGCAAGAUCAGAGAUGACAACGAUGUCAAUAGAAUUGUGAGAGAAAUUAAAAUUUUAAAAUCUGUCAGACACCCUAAUGUCAUCCAGCUUUAUGAAAUCAUUGAGACUGAGAAUCAACUGUAUCUCAUCAUGGAAUUUGCUGAUGGUGGUGAACUCUUUGAUCUGAUCGUGGAUAGACAUAAACUACGAGAAGAGCUUGCCUGCCAAUAUUUUAGAAGUCUUGUAUUUGGUCUCAAAUAUAUUCAUAGCCUGAAUGUAUGCCACAGAGACCUUAAACCAGAAAAUCUUCUAUUAGAUGCCUCUAAGGACCUUAAGAUCGUUGAUUUCGGAUUAUCAAAUGCUUAUAAAGUAAAAGGCAAAGAUUUACUAAAAACAGCUUGUGGAUCCCCUUGUUAUGCAGCUCCUGAAAUGAUUGCUGGGAAGAAAUACCAUGGUGACAGAGUAGAUGUUUGGAGCUGAGGAGUUGUCCUUUACGCUAUGGUUUGAGGAUACCUCCCUUUCGAAGAUCCGGUUACCAAAAAACUGUAUAAGAAAAUUAUGACUGCAGAUUAUGAGCUUCCAAGAUUUAUUUCAAAUGGUGCUAAAGACUUGAUCAACAAGAUCCUGAAUGUCGAUGAGGACGAAAGAUAUACAAUUUCAAAUAUAAUGAACCAUCCCUGGUUUAACAGAGUGUCAACAUUCCCAUGGCCACUUUCAUCGAUAAACGGAGACUUACAAGAAGAAGAUAUCCAGGAAUUCCUGCUUGGUGAAUCAUGAGGAGGCGUAAAUGUCGAUAAGAAGCCUGUACCCAUAAAUAAGGAAAUAAUAUCCGUUUUGAAAGAUUAUGGAUGCAACCAGCAAUAUGCUGAGAAAUGAGUGCAGAUGAAUAAGCAUAACUCUGUCACAAGCACUUACUACCUUCUCCUUAAACACAAGAAAGGAGAAUGCCUGAAGGAAUUUGAGCGACAAGGCAAAAAGUUCAAUAAAUAUUACGAGGUGUGUAAUGAAAAGCAGGAAUUAAUAGAUCUUCUCAUGAAUUAUGAACCCACUAAGAAACGGGAAAAACCUAAGUCAAAAAUUAUUGAGAUUUCACAUAAGCCGAUUCUUGAAGAUUUUAAGGAAAGGGAUCCACUAGCUAGUGCUAAGAUUAAUAAUAUUGAAAUUAUCCCGAAGGCUAAGUCAAAUCAGAGGAGGGUUAAGAAGAAACAAGACGUGUCCAUGGAGUAUAAGACCAUCAAUCAUACAGAUAUUUCAAAUUUAAAUGAAAUUGACGAGUCAGAUUUUCAUACUGUUGACUAUAAUAUGUCAGCCAACACUAGAAAUGUUGGGAACUUACAGAAUGGGACUAAUACUAUUGCCAGUUCUAAAGGUCGGACUAAGAAUAUUACUUACAUUAAAAGUAGAAGGACAGGUAGCACAGAUUGUACAAACACAAAACUUAACAAAAAGGAGAUUCAGAGAAUCUCUAAUUUCGAGAAAAAGGUCGCUGUUGAUCUGGAUACAAUGAAUGAGGGUGAAAUAAUUGUAUCAAAUAGAGGAAAUGUUCCUCAGAAGAACUCUCCCUCACCUUCACCAGUGAAAUAUAACAUUGAGCCUUCUAAAAAUAAACCUUUUGAUAUAAAUUACUUAUUAAAGAAAGGAAAUUAUGAAUCAGUGAAGAACAAGAAGCCAUGUAACUUCAUAUUCAAACAACCUGAAGAGAUGGCUAAGUUAGAUUAUAUUUUAGCCAAAAAGAACUCUAAAAAUAAGUCACAGACUAAGUUCGUGAUCAGGAAGGGUGGAAAGGAAUACUUCAUCAAAGGUGUACCACAGUUACAAAAUCUCAAGAAAAUAAAAGGUUCUAGAGAAAAAUAGGGCAUUUGUAAACACAACUAUCGGUUCGACUUCAAAUAACACCCAUAACGAGGUUCUAAUUAGUAAAAGUGUCGAUUCUAGUAAAAAUGAUAACAGAGUGAAGCAGAAUUUUGAGACUGAGCGGAUCAGCAAGCAAGGAUUCCACUACAAUCAGUUCAAGACCUUUUAUGCUGCCAAUCCCACCUACACCAAUAAUAUCGAGAAGGAGAUACGGAAUAAGAUCCAGCGCAAAGCACGUAUGAAGAUCCAGAAUGCCAAGAUGAACGACUCAAAAGAAAGAAACGUAAGAGACUCCCCAUAUGUGAGUAGAUCUAAUGGGAAAAAUCAAAAAGGAAAAGUAGUAUAUAAUAAGGAAGACAGGUCAAGCAAGGAAAGUCUAAACAGAAAUUCUAAAUAAGAAGUCAAGCUAUAAGAGAUCAUCAAAGAGGUCUAAACAAGAAAUAUUCGGAUGUGUCACAGGGCCCAGCUUCAAACCAAAUUUUCUUCACAAAUAACAGCUCCAAUACCAUGAGCAAGAAAAUCAAAGUCAAGUCUAAGUCUCACAACGGACGCAAGAAAUCCAAGAAAAACCACCUCAACAACACUUUCAAAGACGCCGACAUGCUCGAAAACAUUUUGAGGAUGUCCAACCCUCACAAGUCGAACUCGAAGCUGAACCAGACACUUGCAUUUUACAGGCAUGGCGGACACAAGUCACAAGUCAAGUACAGCAACAGAGACUACCUCGACCAGAGUUCCAGGAGCAAGAAGAAAGGUCUCAACUACAUGAAGCAGAUGAUGAACAAGACCGUCUUGAUUCAGAACCAAGACUACAACAUCAUCAAGAACCCAGUGAUCGACUUCAACCCGGCUCAGAUCCAUCCGAAAGGACUUGUCAAGCACGACAUGUUGAAAGCGAAGUCCAAGGACCGCAACCAGUACUUCGACAUCAAGACGUACGAGAAGAACGUGCACACGACUUUCAUCCAGAACUACCCCAAGGAGCACUACUCCAUCGGUGGAGGGCCUGCUGUCGGAGAAGCCUCGGACCGUCUGUCGCAGAAGAGAGCCACUUCACACGAAGGUAGGGCUAAGUGAGGCUCAGCGCAAUCCAAAGUUCCCAACAGCACAGACGAUAGAAGCUCCACGUUCAUCUCAAAUGCUUUUCCUAAAACAUAAAGAUCUGUGCUGCCUCCAAAGUAAAGAUAGAGGUAGAAGAAAC
This is a messenger RNA of Moneuplotes crassus, 3334 nucleotides long. The record is from the annotation of a GenBank genome assembly. NCBI's taxonomy places the organism in Eukaryota, Ciliophora, Spirotrichea, Euplotida, Euplotidae.